Messenger RNA from Acanthosepion pharaonis, 519 nucleotides. Lineage: Eukaryota; Metazoa; Mollusca; Cephalopoda; Sepiida; Sepiidae. The record is from the annotation of a GenBank genome assembly.
AUGGAAGAAGAAUUAUGGAAAGUAGAAUCACAAGAGCCAAAGAAAGAAAUAAGGAAUUCUGUUGUUGCCAACUUGACUGUUUCUUUAGACACUCUAUAUCUUUCUUUCUUUCUUUCUUUCUUUCUUUCUUUCUUUCUUUCUUUCUUUCUUUCUAACUCAGUCAUAUCUAUCUAUCCAUUUAUCUAUAUAUCUAUCUUAGUAUAUUCAUAUCUAUCUAUCUAUCUAUCUAUCUAUCUAUCUAUCUAUCUAUCUAUCUCAGGCUGUUCAUCAUCCUGGAAUAUCUAUCUAUCUAUCUAUCUAUCUAUCUAUCUAUCUAUCUAUCUGUCGCAUUAUAUUCAUACAUAUCUCAUUAUGUUCAUAUCUAUCUAUCUAUCUAUCUAUCUAUCUAUCUGUCAUUAUAUUCAUACAUAUCAUUAUUCAUAUCUAUCUAUCUAUUAUAUCUAUCUCAUUAUAUCUAUCAUUAUAUCUAUCUCAUUAUGUUCAUAUCUAUCUAUCUAUCUAUCUAUCUGUCAGCUCUGA